This is a messenger RNA of Tripterygium wilfordii, 2155 nucleotides long. RefSeq names its product protein DGS1, mitochondrial. The transcript has 14 exons. The coding region runs from base 95 to 1882 and encodes 595 amino acids. Lineage: Eukaryota; Viridiplantae; Streptophyta; Magnoliopsida; Celastrales; Celastraceae. Gene Ontology annotation, cellular component: mitochondrial outer membrane. The record is from RefSeq and is a predicted model, not a curated record.
UUCAAAACGGCCACCGCCAAUUCUUCUACAUUCAUCACUCAUCAGCCGCGAAGCGCACAAGGAACUUUGGUUCGAGACUAACAAUUCAGUGCUCAUGGAUUCCAAACCUGCGCAGGACGAAUCAACGAGUGUUAAAACCCUGUUCGCCUUUUACUCUAACUAUCUAUGGAACCGACUCACAACUUCCGUUCCUUCGUCUGAUUCAAAAUUUCUCGGUAAAAUCUCAAACCUCUGUAACCAAGCAGCGCGUGCCGGAUCAAGGAGACGUAGGGCUUGCUUCCCUCUUCCUUUACCUUCCAAUUCUCCCGACUCUCCCUUGGUUAUGACAGAGGCUUCCAGAGUGGUUGAUGUUUUGGAGGAUAUAAUGGAGCAUAUGUUUACGAAUUUGCAUAACGUACAGAAGAAUUUGAACUUCUGGCAGUCUAGAGCAGAGGGAUCAAAUGCUCGAAAAGUGUACUUCAAGGUUUUUGAAAGAGGGCCACGGGCUUUUGCUAGUGAAACAUUUCAGUUCCUACGUGAAUGGUUUACUGAGGGCUCAUCCAUACAGCAUCUAUCUGAAUCUGCAUCUGCUUACAUAUAUGAGAGAAUAGCUGUGUUAACCACCUUAAGAUCUUCCCUCGCGACAUUUUUGGCUGAGAUGUACAUGGAAGUUGAUAGAUGUGGGGAGGAAUUAUUGAAGGAUCCAGAGAGAGUAUUGCCUUCAUUAUUGCUUACUAUAAAUGGCUUGUUUUCAAAGUUGGAGGCAUCAAUCGGUCAUCUGCAUGCAAUGCGUCAGAGAAAUUCAUCUAUUGAUGGGAGCUGUUCAUUUCCUCUAAUGUUUGAAGAGCUUCCAGAAGUUAAUCAGGAAGGAUCUCAAUGGACAGACUGUGAAAUGAGGGAUGCUAUCAACUUGGUUUAUGAAAAUCUACACAAACUAGACACUUACAUUUCUCUCAUGGUUGCAAAACACCAAAGGCCAAGGAAAGUAACUGUAUACUGGAUCCGAUAUACUUGCGGGGCAGUUGGCCUAUCCGUUUGUUCUCUGUGGCUCCUACGACAUAGUAGCUUGAUGGGAAGUCCUGACAUUGACAAUUGGAUUCGAGAAGCAAGGGACUCUACCAUUAGCUUCUUUAAUGAUCACGUGGAGCAACCGCUUUUGUCUAUUAGAGAUGAGCUUUUUGAUACAUUCAGGAAGAGACACAAGGGUGUCAUGGAGAUUGAAGAAGUACAGUUAACUGCUAAUUCUCUGCACAGAAUGUUGUUGGCUUUCAGUGAGCAAACAAAAGGUCAGAAGCUCCCUGAGAAUGCCUCAGAUCAGGAAUUGCUUGAAAUAGUUAUGGCUAGGUAUGAAAAGGAGGUUAUGCAUCCUAUUCAGAAUCUAUUAAAUGGAGAGCUUGCUCGCGCUUUACUCAUCCAGGUUCAAAAGCUAAAACUGGACAUUGAGACGGCAAUGCUCGAAUUGGAUCAGAUUCUCCGGGCAAAUGAAAUCAACUUUGCUAUUCUGGCUGCCCUACCAGCAUUCUUUCUCUCUCUUAUUCUACUCAUGUUAGUGCGUGCAUGGUUCAAGAGGGAUACCAGAGCAGAAGGAAGAGGAAGAAUUGCUCGGCUCCAGAGGAGGCUUCUAAUUGUCGAGGUUGAGAAAAGGAUUAUGCAGUACCAAACUUACAUUGACAACGGGAAGGAAAAAGAUGCAGAAAGCAUGUACGGAUUGGUGUUAUAUACUCUAGAUCGAUUAUACCAUGCUGUUGAGAGGCAUGCCAAAGCAACGGGCGAAUGGCAAUGGUUGAGACAGGACAUUGUUGAUUUGGCAAAACCAGGGUUGCAAACAUCUUAUAAGCUCAUAGUGACAUCAAGGAUGGAGAGGGUGUAUGACUGCUUGCUCCCUUCAUUGAAACGGCAAUAGACUUAACAAUCUCACUAUGAUCUUUAUUCCCGCUCCGAUGGGUACUAUUCAUUUUGUGAUCAAACAUUUCUUUUCUUUUUGUUUUUCGGGGUGGUACAACUGUUGAGUUAAAACUCCCCUGCACCAAAAUAUGGGGAGGGGUAGCAUCAGACUUUUUUUUUUAACUGUAGGUCUUAUAAGCAACACCAUACCAACCUUGAACAGUGAUUCUGGACAAACUGUAAGCCUUUCUUUGGCCAUGAUAAUGAUUCAUUAUUAACACUGGAUUUUCAA